This is a messenger RNA of Phyllostomus hastatus (greater spear-nosed bat), 4028 nucleotides long. It is a transcript of the gene DNMT3B, whose product is annotated as DNA methyltransferase 3 beta. Gene Ontology annotation, molecular function: DNA binding; DNA (cytosine-5-)-methyltransferase activity, acting on CpG substrates. Gene Ontology annotation, biological process: negative regulation of transcription by RNA polymerase II. The coding region runs from base 136 to 2646 and encodes 836 amino acids. The record is from RefSeq and is a predicted model, not a curated record. Lineage: Eukaryota; Metazoa; Chordata; Mammalia; Chiroptera; Phyllostomidae. The transcript has 22 exons. Gene Ontology annotation, cellular component: nucleus.
CGCAGCUCGGCGAUCGGCGCCGGAGAUUCGCGAGCCGAGCGCUCUGCACGGCAGCCCGCCGGCCUCGCGCCAGCCUGUCCGGACCCGCGGCUCAACCGCGGAGCCGCGCUCGAGUCAGGCUCUCGGCAGGAAACAAUGAGGGGAGACACCAGACAACUCAACAGAGAGGAGGACGCCAGCGGAAGGGAGGACUCCAUCAUCACCAAUGGGGGCUGCAGCGACCAGUCUUCCGACUCCAAGGACGCACCCUCGCCCCCCAUCCUGGAGGCUGUCAGCACCCCGGAGAUAAGAGGCCGCAGGUCAAGUUCACGACUCUCCAAGAGGGAGGUCUCCAGCCUGCUAAGUUAUACUCAGGAUUUGACCGGUGAUGGAGAUGAAGGGGAAGACGGAGACGGCCCUGACACUCCAGUGAUGCCGAAACUGUUCCGGGAAACCAGGACUCGCUCCGAAAGCCCCGCUGUCCGCACCCGAAAUAGCACCAGUGCCUCUAGCCGAGAGAGGUACAGGCCCUCCCUCCGUUCUACCCGAGGCCGGCAGGGCCGCAACCACGUGGAAGAGUCCCCCGUGGAGUUCUCGGCUACCAGGUCCCUGAGGCGGCGGACAGUAGCCUCGGCAGGCACACCGUGGCCAUCCCCCGACAGCUCCUACCUCACCAUCGACCUCACGGAUGACAGCGUGGUGCCCCAGAGCAGCAGUACCCCCUACACCCGCCUGGCCCAGGACAGCCAGCAGGAGAACUUGGACUUCUCGCAGGUGGAUGCAGAGGGCAGGGAUACAGAUGGCACCGAGUAUCAGGAUGGGAAGGAGUUUGGAAUAGGGGACCUCGUGUGGGGAAAAAUCAAGGGCUUCUCCUGGUGGCCUGCCAUGGUGGUGUCUUGGAAGGCCACCUCCAAGCGCCAGGCCAUGUCCGGGAUGCGGUGGGUCCAGUGGUUUGGCGACGGCAAGUUCUCCGAGGUCUCCGCAGAUAAGCUGGUGGCCUUGGGGCUAUUCAGCCAGCACUUUAAUCUGGCGACCUUCAAUAAGCUGGUCUCUUAUAGGAAGGCCAUGUACCACGCUCUGGAGAAAGCCAGGGUGCGGGCUGGCAAGACCUUCCCCAACAGCCCCGGAGACUCGUUGGAGGACCAGCUGAAGCCCAUGUUGGAGUGGGCCCAUGGGGGCUUCAAGCCCACUGGGAUCGAGGGCCUCAAACCCAACAACAAACAACCAGAGAGCAAGACUCGGAGGCGCGCAGCCGACGACUCCACCGCCUCCGCUGACUACUGCCCCCCACCCAAGCGCCUCAAGACGAAUUGCUAUAACAAUGGCAAAGACCGAGGAGAAGAAGACCAGAGUCGAGAGCAAAUGGCUUUGGACGUUGCCAGCAACAAGAGUAGUCUGGAAGACAGCUGUUUGUCCUGUGGUAGGAAAAACCCUGUGUCCUUCCACCCUCUCUUUGAGGGUGGGCUCUGCCAGACCUGCCGGGACCGGUUCCUCGAGCUGUUCUACAUGUACGACGAUGAUGGCUACCAGUCCUAUUGCACCGUGUGCUGUGAGGGCCGCGAGCUGCUCCUGUGCAGCAACACGAGCUGCUGCCGGUGCUUCUGUGUGGAGUGCCUGGAGGUGCUGGUGGGCGCAGGCACGGCUGCAGACGCCAAGCUGCAGGAGCCCUGGAGCUGCUACAUGUGCCUCCCUCAGCGCUGUCACGGGGUCUUGCAGCGCCGGAAGGACUGGAACGUGCGCCUGCAGUCCUUCUUCACCAGCGACACGGGUCUCGAAUAUGAAGCCCCCAAGUUAUACCCUGCGAUUCCUGCAGCCCGAAGGCGGCCCAUUCGAGUCUUGUCCCUGUUUGAUGGGAUUGCCACAGGGUACCUGGUCCUCAGAGAACUGGGCAUCAAAGUGGAGAAGUAUGUCGCCUCGGAAGUGUGUGAAGAGUCCAUUGCUGUUGGCACUGUUAAGCACGAAGGCAACAUCAAAUAUGUGAAUGACGUUAGGAACAUCACAAAGAAAAAUAUUGAGGAAUGGGGCCCCUUUGACUUGGUGAUCGGUGGAAGCCCGUGCAAUGAUCUCUCCAAUGUGAACCCUGCCAGGAAAGGCCUGUAUGAGGGCACAGGCCGGCUGUUCUUCGAGUUCUACCACCUGCUGAAUUAUUCACGCCCCAAGGAGGGUGAGGACCGGCCCUUCUUCUGGAUGUUUGAGAAUGUGGUAGCCAUGAAGGUCGGCGACAAGAGGGACAUCUCUCGGUUCCUGGAGUGUAAUCCAGUGAUGAUUGAUGCCAUCAAAGUAUCUGCUGCUCACCGGGCCCGCUACUUCUGGGGCAACCUGCCUGGGAUGAACAGGCCUGUGAUAGCAUCAAAGAAUGAUAAACUCGAGCUGCAGGACUGCUUGGAGUUCAAUAGGACAGCAAAGUUAAAGAAAGUACAGACAAUAACCACCAAGUCGAACUCGAUCAGACAGGGGAAAAACCAACUUUUCCCUGUUGUCAUGAAUGGCAAAGAAGAUGUUUUGUGGUGCACUGAGCUAGAAAGGAUCUUCGGCUUUCCCGUACACUACACGGACGUGUCCAACAUGGGCCGCGGGGCCCGCCAGAAGCUGCUCGGGAGGUCCUGGAGUGUGCCUGUCAUCCGACACCUCUUCGCCCCCCUGAAGGACUACUUUGCCUGUGAAUAGUUCCCUUGGGGUUCUGGGGUGGAGGGGGCAGAGCCAGAACCCAGGCGGUGCAUCCCAGGCUCUGCCCUCUCUCAGCUCAGCUGUGUGGGGUCACGCCACGGACCUCACCAGAGCCACCUGACACCCUCCCGGCAGGGGGAGCCCAAGGUGCCACCUUCUUGCGCACAAUUCAACCUGGCUGCUUGGAGUGGCCAAACACGGUGCUUAUUUUGUCUUCUCCUAAAACUUGGAAACUUGAAGUAGUUAGUAAAGAUGGCUCCCCCUGCCCUUCUCCCUCCACCCCUCCCCACCUCCUGGGUUUACUGCUCAGAAACGAUGGCUAAUAUACCAAAACCACACAGUGCCAACAGCUCUCCAAUACUCAGGUUAAGGCUGAAAAGUCACCCGAGACAGUUACUGCAGGACUUUUCUUUCGAACGUCUGUGACGACUUAUUUCCAGGAGUGUGCAGUGUUAGACACGUAGCAAAGGGACAUUUUAAGGGGCCAGGACACUUUCUAGGGCAGAAGAGGAAAUGAUGUCUCUGUUAUGCUUGAAUUUUACCCAGCACAUUCCCCAAGCCUCAGUAUAAAGGGCUGGGAUUCGCUGUUGGGGCCCACUGAGAGUAUUUUCCACACUAACGAUGAUUUCAGCAGGGAUGACCUUACCACAUUCAGGGCUAUUUCUUCCCAUAGACCCGAAGGCAGGGCCAGCCUUCGUGAAAUCCCUCCCAGUGACUGCAAUAGAACCCCCCUGGGAGCUCAGGCAGGGGGCGACUUGGGUCAUAAGCUGACAUAUUAUGCAGGCAGGUAUGGCGUCUUGCUAUCUCUUCUAUGUGUGGGGGGUGAAAUGGGGUGGGGGGAGCUUAGUUAACGACCCUCCCAAAUGCACCCUCCAGACUUCUGCAGGCACAGCACCUCCCUAUUAGAAGUAUGACCUUGAUCCCUCAGCCUUUCUCUAAACUCAGAAGCAGUGACAGCCAGGGCAGAAGCACAGCCCCCUCAUCUUAGAGAUAGCAGGGGGAAAAUUGCAAUAAAAGCUCAACCCUCCCUCCAGAGAUUUUAAAGUCUUAUUCCAUGAUAAAUCGUUUUUUAGGAAUAACAGGAGGUAGGACAAAAGCUGCAUUUCAGAAAUGCCAUUGUAAUGGUUUUUAACACCUUUUAGUCAUCUUACUGGUGCUAUUUUGUAGAAUAAGGAGUAACUUUGACAAGUCUUGUGAGAAUUUUUAAUACACUUUUUAAAAAACAAACAACCUGACUUCUAUUUUUGUUUUACCAUUUUCGUAAAAAGAUUUUUUUGUAAUUGUAGUCACGUAACAAGAAUGGGGAAAAAAUUGUGCCUUGUUUCAACAGUUUUGCUAUUUUUUUAGGCUGAAAGAUGCCUAGAGUUUACUUUAUGUUGAAU